AUGUUGCUAACCUUACUACCUCUAUUGUUCUCGGUGUUGGGGACCAACGCCCUCGAUCUCCAGAUCGAUUCCUCGGCAUCUAUUUGUAACGAUUCCCAGAAAAUCGUUGAUGGUAUCCUUAACUACUAUGAAGGUUUGAAGUAUGGAGGAACCGUGGGGAUGUUCUCCGAACCUUACUAUUGGUGGCAAAGCGGUGAAGCGUUUGGAUCUUUAGUGGAUUUCAAUUAUUUGUGCCCUGGUAACUCCACAUUAGAAUCAAUAAUCCAUGAAGGGAUCACUACCCAAUUGGGUUCCAACAAUGAUAUGAUGGUGGCCAACUUCAGUACCUCCGAAGGUAACGACGAUCAAGGUGUUUGGGCGUUGACCAUCAUGAGUGCUGCCGAAAAAGGCUUCCCUUCUCCUAGCAACGUCAGCUGGGCCCAAGUAGGCGUCAACAUUUUCAAAGAUAUGUUUAGCCGUUGGGAUGAUACUUGUCAAGGUGGGAUCAGAUGGCAAAUCUUCCCUAACAAUAACAAUGGUUACAGUUACAAGAACAGUAUUUCCAACGGUGCCAUGUUCACCCUUGCCACCAGAUUGGCCAGAUACUACAACGAUACCAAAUAUUUGUACAUUGCCGAUUUCAUUUGGAGUUGGGCUGCUGAUAUUGGAUUUGUCGUGGAAAAUAGUACCGACAUCACCGUGUACGAUGGUGGGGAUAUUUCUGCCAACUGUCAAGACACCAGUGACGAGUUUUGGUCGUACAAUUAUGGGGUUUUCAUGAUGGGAGCUGCCUAUUUUUACAACCAGACCCAAGAAGCUACUUGGUACAACAGAGUGGAAAAGCUCUUGAACUCCUCCAUCGAUUUGUUCUUCACCGAUGAUGGCAUUUUGUACGAAUCCCAAUGCCAAAUAAACUCCACUUAUAUCACUUGCAACAAUGACCAACGUUCCUUCAGAGCAAUCUAUGCUAGGAGUUUGGCCACUACCAGCAUUUUAGUCCCUUCAUUAUACGACAGAAUCUCUGGGCUCCUUGAAUCCUCUGCUAAAGCUGCUGCCGCCAGUUGUUCUGGAGGAUCAGACAACGUUACUUGUGGUUUGGACUGGUCCAAAGAUGGUUGGGAUGGACUUUAUGGUUUGGGUGAAGAAUUGAGUGCUUUGGAAGUCAUCCAAAACUUGUUGAUCAAGGAUACUGGUGCUUACGCUACAAGCGGCUCCAAUGCCUCAUGA
This is a messenger RNA of Saccharomycopsis crataegensis, 1206 nucleotides long. Its product is annotated as glycoside hydrolase family 76 protein. Gene Ontology annotation, biological process: budding cell bud growth; fungal-type cell wall biogenesis; carbohydrate catabolic process. The transcript has a single exon. Bases 1 to 1206 code for a protein of 401 amino acids. NCBI's taxonomy places the organism in Eukaryota, Fungi, Ascomycota, Saccharomycetes, Ascoideales, Saccharomycopsidaceae. Gene Ontology annotation, molecular function: mannan endo-1,6-alpha-mannosidase activity. The record is from RefSeq and is a predicted model, not a curated record.